AUGGCGGCGGCGGCGGGAGACGGCGGCGGCGGCGGCGGUGGUCGGGGGGGCGCGGGCCCGGGCGGCGUGGCGGGGCUGGGGUCGGGCUCUUCCUCCGAGACGCCCCCCGCGCUGCACCCCGACGAGGUGGCCGCGCGGCUGCAGCGGAUGCGGCGGGAACUGAGCAACCGCAGGAAAAUCCUGGUGAAAAACCUGCCCCCAGACAGCGGCUGCCAGGAAGUUCAUGAUUUAUUAAAAGACUAUGAGUUGAAGUAUUGCUAUGUUGACAGAAAUAAACGAACGGCUUUUGUUACCUUACUGAAUGGGGAACAAGCCCAGAAUGCAAUUCAGAUGUUUCAUCAAUAUUCUUUUCGAGGCAAAGACUUAAUAGUCCAGCUCCAGCCUACAGAUGCAUUACUGUGUAUUACCAACCUGCCCAUUUCUUUUACGUUAGAAGAGUUUGAAGAACUUGUUCGUGCUUAUGGAAAUAUCGAGAGAUGUUUUCUGGUCUACAGUGAAAUAACUGGCCAUUCCAAAGGCUAUGGCUUUGUGGAGUACAUGAAAAAAGACUUUGCUGCAAAGGCUAGAUUGGAACUGCUUGGCAAACAGCUGGGAGAAUCCACACUCUUUGCACAGUGGAUGGAUGUUAAUCUUUUGGCCUCAGAGCUCAUUCAUUCUAAGUGCCUUUGUAUAGAUAAACUCCCUAGCGACUACAGGGAUUCAGAGGAGCUGUUGCAACUUUGUUCCAGUAUCCAUAAACCUAUAUUUUGCCAGCUUGCCCAGGAUGAAGGUAGUUACGUCGGUGGCUUUGCAGUGGUUGAGUAUCACUCUGCAGAGCAGGCUGAGGAAGCCCAGCAAGUGGCAGAUGGCAUGACCGUCAGCGGGGGCAGAGUCCAGGUGUCCUUCUGUGCCCCAGGAGCGCCAGGGCGAAGCACCUUAGCAGCACUGAUAGCGGCCCAGCGUGUGACACACAGUAAUCAAAAGGGAUUACUUCCAGAGCCUAAUCCUGUACAAAUUAUGAGAAGUUUAAACAACCCCGCCAUGUUACAAGUUCUUCUGCAGCCGCAGCUGUGUGGACGAGCCGUCAAACCAGCAGUUCUGGGAACACCUCACGGCCUGUCCCACCUGGUAAACCCAUCCGUCUCCCCUGCGUUUUUGCACCUGAGUAAAGCACAUCAGAGCUCAGUUAUGGGUAGUACUUCUAACGUAUUCCUUCAGAAUCUGACUCACAUAUCUCUGGCACAACAACAAUUAAUGAAGUUUGAGAAUAUCCCUACUAAUAAUAAGCCUGGCUUACUUGGAGAGCCCCCGAUUAUGGUCCUGCCCAGCACUCUAGGGCUGGGGCCUGCACUUCCUCUGAAGGCAGAGCUGGCACAUCACGGAGAGGCACGCAAAACAUCCACUCUGGUUCCAGCGCAGACAGCGGUGGCGGCUGGCAUGGGCAUGUUGCCCUUCUUCCCGGCUCAGCACAGUGUUGGCCAGGCUGGGCCAGGGCCUGGCGGUACUCAGGAGAAACAGCCAGCCACGGUGGGAACAGCAGAUGGCAAUUUCUCAGUGUCACAGCCUUGUCUUCAGAGCUUCCCAAACCUCACUGCUGGAGGCCUGCUGCCCGGACACCAGAAGCAACAGAGCCAACCAAAAGGCACAGAGAUAAAUCCAGAGACUGCUGCUAAGACCCAGACUUCGCUCCUGGGGGAACCUCCAAAAGAAGUCCGGCUCAGUAAAAAUCCGUAUCUGAACCUGGCGAGUGUGCUCCCCAGCGUGUGCUUACCGUCCGCUGCAAGUAAAACCCCCCUUCCUAAGACUGGAAUCGCACACAGCAUUCUGGAUGCAAUCUCUCAGGGAAGUGAGUCUCAGCACGCACUGGAGAAGUGCAUUGCCUAUUCCCCACCUUUCGGUGAUUAUGCCCAGAUGUCUUCUUUGAGAAAUGAGAAGCGAGGCUCGGCCUAUCUCAUCUCAGCCCCUGGCGGCAGUGCAGUGGAAUUCGUUGGCCAGCAUUCUCAGGGCACUGGAGCUUAUUGCUUGGAAACCUACUUAAAAAAGAAGCGAGUGUGCUAAGCACCGCCUUCUCCUGUCACCUCCUGCGGCUCUCUGCAGCACCUCGCUGUUCAUCACUGCCUUAACUUCAUUCAGUCUAGCCAUAUCCUUUCAAUACGGGUUUCUGAUUUCCCAGAAGGAACUGUGUUGUGCAGCAGGUGGAAUUGCCAAAUGUCAAACACGCAGCAAUAAGAAGAGACAUCCACUGAAGAUGCAUUUCCACUAGAAUUAGAUUUGUGCUAAUCCAUGUGACAUUCACACACAGACCACUGGAGAAACAAUGUCCUAACGUUCCUUGGUUAGGACUGGGAACAAUUUUGAUGUCGCAUACAAAAGUUUGAAGCAAUAAGUGGGAAGCAGUCUUGUUUCCUUAGCCUUAGAAUGAAUUUCUUACAAAGCCACUGUGCAUUUCAAUGCACUCUCCCUAGAAGUAAUCUCCUCUUUACAUUUGUAGGACCUGCCUUCUCUAGAACCAUCAGGGUGCAAGUACCAAAUGUGGUGAUGGCAACACCACCAAGAUCAUCUCUGUGUACGCUCCAUUAGUAUAGCCACACCAGCCAUGCUAGGCUAGGCCCAACAACAGUGACCAUGACACACUGAUAAAGUUCUAUGUACUACCAUUUGCACCUUUUGUGGCAAAUGCAAAGUAUAUUAGGAAAGGGAACUUCAGUGAUCAAAUUCAGGAGUUGGGCCAGUUUGGCCUACUACUGUGUGCUGCCUGCAAGCUAAGAAUGACAUUUGUAUUUUUAAAUGGCUGGGUGGGGAGGGGAGACUGAUGACUAGAAACUUACAUGAAAUUCAAGUUUCAGUGUCCACAAAUUUUUAUUUUAUUGGAACAGAGCCAAGAUUAUUUAAGCAAACCGAGUAGCUUUGACAGAGGACCACAUAGCCUGCAAACCCUAAAAUAUUUACCACUUGGUCCACAGAAAGUUUACUUGACUCCUGGCCUAAAGGCACUAAUUCCCUAUUAUUUUCAUUUCACAUGAAGAAAGAUCUCCAACCUUUGCAUGUGACAUAGAACAAAGGUUUGUGUUGUCUUUCAGAGCAGACUAGUGAUGGUCUACCUACUAGACAGGGCCACUUUGAUCACCAAAUGCCCUCAUUCUACACAAUGCUAACUGUCCAUACUGCCCUUUCUGAAGGAGUCCUAGGGAGAUAUUUGUAACUAUUUUGAGCUAAUUAGCUAUGCUUAACUCUGGUUUCUCAUUCUUUGGUAAUAUGUUUGGGUGGAAAAAUAUUAGCUCUUUAAUCCACUUAAAGAUUUUUGUCUUAACGUGAGUUUGACAGUGCUAUUUUCUGAAGAUCUUGAUAUUAAAUGCAUGAAAAACCCUUUGCUAUCUAGAAAUUUCUAAGUUUGUUCAUUAUUCUGAGACUGUUACUGGUGAGAGUUUGGGAUCUCAAUGAUCCUAGUCUUUAGAAUCAGAUCAUUAAAAUAGCUUGUCAAGUUUGGAGACUUUUUUAACUUUGAUACUGAUAUCUCACUAAGUAUGAAGUAUAGGACUAGUACAAAUUAUAUGCUUUGUAGAGAAUUUUACUGGUUAAUUUAUUGCAUAAAUGAGCUUCAGUUGGAAGAUGAUAACUAGAAAGUUAAACUAAUUUCUAGGAAGUAUACUACCCAUAAAUAACCAGACGGGAGCCACUACACAGCAGAUGGCUAGUGGUCUCUCCUUCCCUGCACUUCUUCCAUUUUCCUAUUGGAUUUGGCCUCUUGGGCACCUGGUUACUCCUCAACUACAGUAUAAACAGAGGAAAGGGAAGAUGGUGAAUUUUACAUCACAGCUGCAAAGAGAGCAGGAAGAGGCCAAAGAAUUAAAACAACAGUGUUUUGGAUUAUAGCACAUGUGGCUUUGCCAUCCAUACUGGUCUUUGCCCACUAUCAUUGGACUUAACCUAAGUACAAAUCAAGUUGUUUUAGUAACAAGGACCUUUAUUAACCCCUCCCCUUUAAAAAUGUAUACUGUUAUUUUUCUAUGUAAGCAAACUGUUUGAAAUGCUUUGAAAGUAAAAAGUUAAUAUUAAAAGGCACAUGCAUGUAAA
Dipodomys spectabilis (banner-tailed kangaroo rat) is the source of this 4053-nucleotide messenger RNA. It is a transcript of the gene Raver2, whose product is annotated as ribonucleoprotein, PTB binding 2. The record is from RefSeq and is a predicted model, not a curated record. The transcript is spliced from 12 exons. Gene Ontology annotation, molecular function: mRNA binding. Bases 1 to 2037 code for a protein of 678 amino acids. Lineage: Eukaryota; Metazoa; Chordata; Mammalia; Rodentia; Heteromyidae. Gene Ontology annotation, cellular component: cytosol.